AUGUAUCUCAUCACAACUCUCCUACUACUAGCAACUACUGCCCAAGCGCACUACCGCUUCUCUAAGAUCAUCGUGGGUGGCACUCCUGAGACCAAAGAAUGGACCGCUGUCCGGCAAACCAAGAACUACCAAACCAAUGCUGGUGUGACUUCCGUCACAAGCACAGAUAUGCGAUGCUUCCAAAACAAAGCCGGUACUAGUACUGCCACCAUUGCUGCCGGCCAGCCGUUGGGUUUCGUAGCCGCGGCAAGUAUAUCGCACUUCGGACCUGUGCAAUUUUACAUGGCGAAGGUGCCAGACAGUGUGGACAUCAACACGUGGGAGGCGGUUGGCAAUGUGUGGUUCAAGGCUGCCAGUAUCUCCGCGGUGGGAAGUCCGUUGACGAGUAGUGCGAGUACUUGGCCCGCUUAUCAAAAGUCUGAGGUUGAGUUCACGAUUCCCAAAAACGUUCCAAGUGGCAAGUACCUUGUUCGCGUAGAAAGUAUCGCUCUCCACCAAGCACAGAAUGUCGGCGGCGCACAAAUUUAUCUGUCUUGUGCGCAAGUCGAUGUCAUAGACGGAGGGAACGGUAAGCCGGGACCGUUGGUUUCGUUUCCCGGGGCGUAUAACGCGAACGAUCCAGGUCUCAGGUGGUCAUACUACCCGAUUGCGACAAGCUACACCGCUCCUGGGCCGGCAGUUUGGGAUGGGAACUAAUGUUGCAAUCUUCUAAGUUAGGAAACACGAGGAAGCAACGAGAAGUUCCAGGAUUGUGUGCGGAACUCGGGCUGUUGCUCUGAGCAUGGUAUUAGGGGAAUGUGAAUGACCGAAUGUAUUCUUGUGGGACAUGCAGCCCUGCACAUAUUUAUUCAUGAUGGCUUCGCGGCCCCGUUGAUUGAAUUGGGUUGGGAUGGUGAGGCUAUAGUCGAAAAUCUGGUAUCUACUGCGAAG
Molecule: messenger RNA, 930 nt
Organism: Cucurbitaria berberidis CBS 394.84
Lineage: Eukaryota; Fungi; Ascomycota; Dothideomycetes; Pleosporales; Cucurbitariaceae
Product: lytic polysaccharide monooxygenase
Exons: 3
Coding region: 1-696 (231 amino acids)
Source: RefSeq, a predicted model, not a curated record